AUGAACCCGAAAACGCCAGUCGCGUUUGCGAGCUUGCCUCCAGAAAUCAUCAACGAAAUAUGCUCGACGUUGCCCACCUCCCCGCUUCUAAACCUCCGGCUCGUUAAUCGCCAACUCGGAGCCAUCGCGACGUCCUGGGCAUUUCGCCACGUGCGACUGGGAGCACGACAAGGAUGCUACGACCAUCAACAUUUCGUCUGGAUCGCCCAGUCAGAAAAAUUGCGCCCUCUGGUGCGGGAAAUCACCUGCGAUACCUGGCUCGGACACACUGCCAAACACAGCAGUCGAUUCGCCUUCAACCACCCCGCCGAGUUCUUGAAUUCACUACCACUAAUACGAUGCUUCCACAACCUGGAAAGUCUGCAUUUGCGCUUCAGUGAGCACACUAAACACGACCACAUGGAUGCCAUGGAUACAGAGACCGACAAUUUCAGAUACAGGGUACUUGAUACUGCGUUCAACUGCCUGGCUGGGACCUGGUCUGCCGAAAGUCAGCUAGAGAUGGAUGAAAACGUGCUGCCGUAUUCGUUCGAAGCCGACUAUGAGACGGCGCCCGCUUCGGUCGCCGACUUAGGGCCGCUUGCUAUCAAGGAAUUGACAGUUUCCAACCUAGCUGAUUUCCAUGAUGAGCGCUUCACAGAGUCGGAAGUGUUCAAGAAGGUCAUUUCGAUGAGCAGCCUGAAGGAUUUGAAGUUAUCUAUUACACUGCAAGAAGUCGAGAAAGACCACGAUGAUGACUAUGAACCACCGGACGCCCUCUGGUUCCGCGAAAAAUAUGUCAUGUUUGAGAAUUUACCUCGCACUUGGCUGUUCCCAUCAGUUGCUGGGAAUCUCAGGGUUCUAUCCUUGUACUCUCGAGAUUAUUGGGGAUGGAACCCGAAGAUGGAUUUUCGAGCUGUCCGCCCCGGUAAUGGCCCGGAUUCCGGAUUUCCUAAUCUGAAAGUCCUGGCUCUGGGAAAGUACAUCUUCAGCCAUGAUUGGCAAGUUGAGUGGAUCGAAUCCCUCGGUCAAAUGAACACAUCUGGUGGUCUUGAAGAGCUCUACCUAGACAGAUGCCCUAUUCUGGUCCAAGCCCGACACGAUGCACCUGCCGACCACGGCACCACGGUCGUUGGCAGAGAUUCGGACGGUAAUAGCGUCGAAGUUUCCAACGAUGGCUACUACCAGAUGGACGCCAUGCUCGACGAUGAUAUGUUUGAACCUGAAUUGACGUAUGAAGAUUACCCUCUCAGGUGGCACCACAUCUUCCCACGCUGGCGUGAGUCGAUGAAAUCCCUAAGAGUCUUCAAAAUGGGCCAUAGCUCAUGGAAUUCUGCGCCGGAGCAGACCAUGGAUGCUUGGUGCAACGAAGACACGGUUCAAGAGCGAGACCGUGAGGAUCUAGCGACCAUAUUGCAUCAUAAUAACUUUCGCUCCUUCGACUCCCCAUCGCCACCUCAAAACAAAAGAGAUAAGGUCACGACGGGGCUGGAGAAGUACAGGCACGGCACCGGAAUAAAUCAACACCCCAGGCAUCAGGCGGCGUACAUCUACUUUGACAUCGAUGUUGCACCGACGCAAUGGUGUGAGGUGUAUUGGCCUUGGUGUGCAUAUUCCUGGCAGCCGCGGCUGGAUAAUGAGGUCCGCGAGAAGGAUAAAGCGGAAUUGGCCCUUUUCUUAGACGAGGUUCAAGGCAGACAGAUGGGGUCUAGAGACUCGUGA
Messenger RNA from Ilyonectria robusta, 1701 nucleotides. RefSeq lists its product as uncharacterized. The record is from RefSeq and is a predicted model, not a curated record. Gene Ontology annotation, molecular function: protein binding. Bases 1 to 1701 code for a protein of 566 amino acids. NCBI's taxonomy places the organism in Eukaryota, Fungi, Ascomycota, Sordariomycetes, Hypocreales, Nectriaceae. The transcript has a single exon.